AUGGGGAUUUAUUUGCCAUUCAGAAUUCUUUUUGUCAAGCAAAUUUUAAAAGUGCCAUCAGGUUUCACCAAAAACCAGUUAUCUGUCCCAAAAGGUCAUGUAGUAGUUUACGUGGGAGAGAUGCAAAAGAAACGAUUUGUCGUUCCGAUAUCAUAUUUGAAUCACCCUUCAUUCCAACAACUGCUUAAAUAUGCUGAAGAAGAGUUUGGCUUCCAACAUCCUCAAGGGGGACUUACAAUUCCUUGCAAGGAGGAUACCUUCGUUGAUCUCACGUCUAGAUUGCAAGUUUCUUAG
Molecule: messenger RNA, 294 nt
Organism: Cucumis melo (muskmelon)
Lineage: Eukaryota; Viridiplantae; Streptophyta; Magnoliopsida; Cucurbitales; Cucurbitaceae
Product: auxin-responsive protein SAUR24-like
Exons: 1
Coding region: 1-294 (97 amino acids)
Biological process (GO): response to auxin
Source: RefSeq, a predicted model, not a curated record